Messenger RNA from Linum trigynum, 1638 nucleotides. The record is from the annotation of a GenBank genome assembly. NCBI's taxonomy places the organism in Eukaryota, Viridiplantae, Streptophyta, Magnoliopsida, Malpighiales, Linaceae.
AACAAACCAUUUGUACCCACCGCCUCCACACCAAACUCUGCCGUUUCGUGAGGUACCGUUGUCGUAUCGUAUCCAACCUCCUCCUUCAGUUUCGUCUUUCUUUGUCUCCUCGUCGUCACUGCCAUUCUUCUUUCUUCCGCUGCCUUUCUCCCUCCCGCCGGUCAUCUCCAAUCCCCCCCUAGGGUUUUUGGAUUCAAGGACAGAGACGAUUCGUUCCAUAGCUUUCCUUCAAUUAGCUGUGCAGAAUAAUCGAAAGGCAACCUCAAUUCUCAGGACUGAAAAGGGAGAGAAAGAAAAAAAAAAGGGGCGCGAAGGAAAAUCAUGUCGCAGAACGGGAAAUUGAUGCCGAAUCUGGACCAGCAGAGCACCAAGCUCCUCAACCUAACAGUCCUCCAGCGAAUCGACCCUUUCGUGGAGGAAAUCCUCAUCACUGCCGCUCACGUCACUUUCUACGAGUUCAACAUCGAGCUUAGCCAAUGGAGUCGCAAGGAUGUAGAAGGAUCUCUGUUCGUUGUCAAGAGAAAUACGCAGCCGCGGUUUCAGUUUGUUGUGAUGAAUCGGCGCAAUACAGAUAACUUGGUGGAGAAUCUCUUGGGAGAUUUUGAGUUUGAGAUCCAAGUUCCAUAUCUCUUAUAUCGAAAUGGUGCCCAGGAAGUGAAUGGAAUUUGGUUCUACAAUUCACGAGAAUGUGAAGAGGUUGCCAAUCUGUUUAGCAGGAUACUAAAUGCAUAUGCCAAGGUGCCUCCAAGGUCAAAGGUUCCGUCAACUAAGAGUGAGUUUGAAGAACUUGAAGCAGUACCAACUAUGGCAGUUAUGGAUGGUCCCUUGGAGCCAUCAUCUGCUGCAGUCUCAGGUGUUGCUGAUGUGCCUGAUGAUCCUGCGUUCAUCAACUUCUUUAGUACAGCUAUGACCACCGGGAAUGCCUCAAACGCAGUGACUGCUGGACAACCUUACCAGUCUCCAGCCCUAGUCCCCAUACCUUCUCAUCCCACCUCUGUUGUUUCGUCAUCUUCAUUGCCAAUCAUGCAGACACCAUCACCACUACCAGCAUCCAGCCCUUUAAUGCCACUACUUGAUGCCUCCCCUGAAGUUGCUGCCAACAACAAUUGGACCGCUACUAAUCUUGUAAACCCUUCUCUCUUCAUUGGCCCCCCUCUCUCACCGUCCUCUUCUUCGCGUUCGAUAGUGCCUCCUGCUGCUUCUUCAUCUGUUCCUAGUGCUCCUCCACUCAAUCCAAAAGCAAGUCUACAGCGUCCUUAUGGUGCUCCAUUACUUCAACCUUUCCCACCACCCACUCCACCACCCUCUCUCACUCCAGCUUCUGUUCCGGACGCGAAUUAUGGGCCGGUGAUCAGCAAAGACAAAGUCCGGGAUGCACUUCUUGUCCUUGUUCAGGACAAUCAAUUCAUCGACAUGGUCUAUAAAGCAUUGCUGAAUGCGCACAGCUCUUGAGCAAUCAAGAGGAGACGGUGAAUGCUUUCGUUGGCUUGACCAAGUUUUUGAUCGAAUGUGCAGUUCAAGUUUGUUCUUAUGACUUGGGGGGGCAUAUAACCUUCCAACUUGUAUAUCAGUUUUUCCCCCUGCUGUUUAAUAUAUUGCUGUAGUUAGCUGCUUCGGAAACAAAAGCCUGGAUUGUUU